This is a messenger RNA of Hibiscus syriacus, 447 nucleotides long. Its product is annotated as G-type lectin S-receptor-like serine/threonine-protein kinase RLK1. The record is from RefSeq and is a predicted model, not a curated record. NCBI's taxonomy places the organism in Eukaryota, Viridiplantae, Streptophyta, Magnoliopsida, Malvales, Malvaceae. Gene Ontology annotation, molecular function: protein kinase activity. The coding region runs from base 1 to 447 and encodes 148 amino acids. The transcript has a single exon.
AUGCCGUUUUCAGUAAAUUACAAAUAUGAUGUGUAUAGUUUCGGAGCAAUGAUGUUCAAGAUUGUCAAAAUGAGGAGGAACUUUCUAGUUGAGAGGCAAGAUUGGUUUCCGAAACCAGUAUGGGAAAGUUUUAAAAAGGGAGAAUUGGAGGAGCUUUGGGACAAAUGCGAAAUUGAAGAUAAUGAUAGGGAAAAAGCCAAGAUAAUGUUAAUUGUGGCUUUAUGGUGCGUGCAAUACUUGUCGGAGGCUAAGCCUUCGAUGAGGAAUGUUGUGAAGAUAUUACUAGAAGGUGGAGAUGAAGCAGAUACACCUCGCAACCCAUUUCAGUACAUGGUUUCAUCGGCUAAUGUACAUUCAUACACCGGUAGCGACUCAAAUUCAACAACAAUAGAUUAUGACGAAGAUGAUAUUAUGAGAAAAUAUAAGAUUCACUAUGCAAUUUAUUAG